UUGUCAUCCCCCCCCUUUUUUUUUUCUUUAAUUUUUUUUUCUUCCUUCUUUCUUUCUAAUUUUUUUUAAAAAAAAUACAUAUAUAUACACACAUACAGACACACACACACAAUGAUUCAUAAUAGACACUCUCCUUCAAACACUAUUGCAAAUGCCCCAGAGGUACCUUCUUCUAAUACGCAAAUGCCUUAUUUUGAUCCAAGAAAUAACUCCAGCAACUAUUUCUCCAGCGGUCACUCAAACCCCCCUGUUGUUGGUCAACCAUUAUACACACUCGAUAUGAAUUCGGCUGCCACCGCUGCCGCCGCCGCCACUGCUGCUGCCGCCGCUUCAGUGGUCGAUACAGCUACCGUACCUUCUCAGCCUCCUCAACAGUCAUAUCGCAAAAGUGUAGAUUAUCAACGAGCCAUGUAUCCACCUCCACCUCCUCCUCCAUCUUCUGACAGAAGAUACAUUCCCGCUGGUGGUGGCAAUGCUGGUCCUCCUUCUUCUAAUAGCAAUAAUAAUAAUAGUAAUAAUAAUAAUAGUAGUAGCGACGAGAACCCGUUUUAUAUGCUGCCACAGGCAGGUCAUGGUUAUGCCCCUCCUCCUCCCUCCAUUGUACCUUCCUCAGGUAAUAGCGGUGAUAUGUCAAUGAUCGAUGGUGUGCUUGUCAACCACCAUCACCAUCACCACCAGCAACAGCAUCACCCACACCACCAUGGCGGUCACCAUGACUACCAUCACCCUAACAAUCAACAUGUGGUGAACGGUGGUAUCACCAACAAUAGCCAAAAAGUUUUUUCAUUUGUGCCACUUCCCGGUUUAAAUCAAAAGAAACGACCCAGAAGAAAGUUCCAUGAGGUGGAGCGUCUAUACCAAUGUAAUUACCAAGACUGUACUAAAUCAUAUGGUACCUUAAACCAUUUGAAUGCGCACGUCUCCAUGCAACGCCACGGCAAUAAAAGACAGCCUACAGAAUUUAAAGAACUUCGCAAGAUGUGGCGAAAGCAAAAACGAGAUAACAAGCAACAACGCAAUGGGUCUCGUAGUACAUCUCAUUCGAUGGAAGACGACCAUCAACAAGAGAUAUCUGUGAUGAAUACGAGUAUUUUAUCGCAUCAUGCUGAUUAUAAUAUGCCACCUUAUAUGCAACAUCCUUCCUUAUUGUCUCACCCACCUCCUCCUCCACCACCACCCACCUUAUGGCGUCCUCAUUACCCAUCCCAACCCUCUGAAUUUAUGCCCCCUCCACCUGGAUAUUAAUUUUUUUUUAUCUAUCUUAUUUUUGUACAUAUAAUAUAUUUCAUUUUUUAAAGCUCA
Molecule: messenger RNA, 1302 nt
Organism: Mucor mucedo
Lineage: Eukaryota; Fungi; Mucoromycota; Mucoromycetes; Mucorales; Mucoraceae
Exons: 4
Coding region: 112-1245 (377 amino acids)
Biological process (GO): regulation of DNA-templated transcription
Source: RefSeq, a predicted model, not a curated record